AGAUGGGAGACAUGGUAUUCGAAGAACUGGAAGACUUGAUGCAUUUUUCGGUCCACGACCUGCCGAAUCGCGGCUACGCCGUCAUGGAGGAGGUCCGGCGGCAGGGGAAGCUGUGCGACGUGACCCUGAAGGUGGGGGACCACAAGUUCAGUGCCCACAGGAUCGUUCUGGCAGCCUCCAUCCCUUACUUUCAUGCAAUGUUCACCAACGACAUGGUCGAGUGCAAGCAGGACGAGAUCCUCAUGCAGGGCAUGGACCCCAGCGCACUUGAGGCCUUGAUAAACUUUGCCUACAACGGCCAUGUGGCGAUAGAUCAGCAGAAUGUGCAGAGUCUCCUCAUCGCUGCCAGCUUCCUGCAGCUGCAGAACGUCAAGGACGCCUGUUGCUCUUUCCUCAGGGAGAGGCUACACCCUAAGAACUGCCUGGGCGUGCGGCAGUUUGCAGAGACCAUGAUGUGCACCACGCUGUACGAUGCGGCCAACAGCUUUGUGCACCAACACUUUGCUGAGGUGUCCAUGUCGGAGGAGUUCCUGGCUCUGCAGGCGGAGGAGGUGCUGGAGCUGGUUGGCUGCGACGAGCUCAAUGUGAAGGCUGAGGAGCAGGUAUUUGAGGCGGUGCUGGCGUGGGUGAGGCACGACCAGGGGCAGCGGGAAUCAAGGCUUCCGGAGCUCCUCUCCAAGACCCGCCUCCCCCUGUGCCGUCCCCAGUUCCUGGCGGAUCGCGUGCAGCAGGACGAACUUGUACGCUGCUGCCACAAGUGCAGGGACCUUGUCGACGAAGCCAAAGACUUUCAUCUGAUGCCCGAACGGCGCCCCCACCUCCCUGCCUUCAAGACUCGACAGCGGUGCUGCACCUCCAUCGCGGGGCUCAUCUAUGCAGUGGGGGGGCUGAACAGUGCAGGAGAUUCUCUAAACGUAGUGGAAGUAUUUGACCCAAUCGGGAACUUCUGGGAACGCUGCCAGCCAAUGAGCACAGCCCGCAGCCGGGUGGGCGUGGCAGUGGUCAACGGACUCCUGUAUGCCAUUGGAGGAUAUGACGGCCAAUCACGGCUCAGCACGGUGGAGGUGUACAACCCGGAAACUGACACUUGGACGCAAGUAGCGAGCAUGAAUAGCCAGCGCAGUGCGAUGGGUACAGUGGUGUUGGACGGACAUAUCUACGUGUGUGGUGGUUACGAUGGGAAAUCCUCCCUCAGUUCAGUAGAAUGUUAUUCUCCAGAAACAGACAGGUGGACAAUGGUUACAGAAAUGAGUGCAAGUAGGAGUGCGGCUGGAGUUACAGUGUUUGACGGAAGAAUUUUUGUGUCUGGUGGGCAUGAUGGCCUACAGAUCUUCAACACGGUGGAGUACUACAACCAGCAUACAGCCUCUUGGCACCCAGUGACGGGAAUGAUGAACAAACGAUGCCGUCAUGGUGCCGCCGCCUUGGGCAGCCAGCUCUAUGUUGUAGGAGGAUACGAUGGAUCUGGGUUCCUGAGCAGUGUGGAGGUGUACAGCUCUGUGCCAGACCAGUGGUGCCACCUGGUGGCCAUGAACACGCGACGCAGCAGAGUCUCACUGGUACCCAACUGUGGCCGACUGUACGCUGUAGGCGGCUACGACGGACAGUCCAACCUCAACUCGGUGGAGAUGUACGAUCCAGAGACAAACCGCUGGUCCUUUCUGGCGCCCAUGGUGUGCCAUGAGGGUGGGGUUGGAGUAGGAUGUAUACCUCUCCAGCCGGCCUAGCAGCCAGAGCCCUGCUGUUUGAUCAUGGGGAACGUUUCUUUCCUUUUUUUGUAUGUUUUUAUUUUUUGUAAUAAUUUUUGAGCAACUCCAUUUUUCAGAACUUCCAGAAAUUAAGUUACCAUUGGAUUUCUGUCCAUUCCUCAAAAAGAUGUCACUGAUUGGUACUAUUUUUGGGGGUUUGUACCUCCAUGAUCCUCCUGAACUGAAAGGAGAUUGGUGCUCUGUGACUGCGAGGAAUGGUGUGUCCUCCCCCCAUCCCCUGUGAAGAUGGUGAAUGACAUACACUGACACACACACACACCAGGCCUCUUAUGGUCAGGUGGUCAGCUCCAGGGACAGAGUUUCUUUGUCUUCAGUGGACUGUCUGCUUCCAUCCUGACAUCCAAAAGCUUCUGGUAACAAAAAAAGGGGGAAAGGCAGACAGGAUGGGGUGAGCUGGGUUAUUGAAUGAAGUUAAAGGAUGAUGAAUGAGGGGAGGCAGUAUAAAGGGGAAAGUUUUCAUAUUCAGCCUCUGAAAAGAUAUCCCUUUCCGUGUGACUGGUGGCAGGAGUCACACAGAUAAUACUUCUCAACUGGAAGCUGAGGUUUGGGCUUAAAAUACGGUACAAAUGCACCUGUGGUGAAUUACACAGGGGCAUUUAUGGCUGGGAGAUUUAAACACAUGAAAUGGGAGAAUUCACGACAGACUCUUAACUGACACGGACCACAAUUACAGUUAAAUAUGACACAGAUCUGAAAUUUGACAUUUUCCUGGUGUAUUUUCUAAGAAAAGUCUGGAUAUAGAAUGAAGUCUUGGGAUGGAAUGAAGAUGUGAUGGGGGUACAAUAGGUUUAGAUGUGCACCUGAAUCAGUGCUUUUGCCUGUGAAGCGCCGUGUACCAUGGAAUCGCCGGAGUUCCCUUAGGACAGAUUCCUUGCCUUGCAAACAGCGUGAAAGGGAACAGAUCCCAAAAUAAACGAUUGCGAGCAGUUUUACUGCACUGUACACUAUUGGCUAGGGGGGCACUGAGGGAUAUGAGCUGUGGUGCAGGUGAGACAUUUGACAGGUGAGCACACGAUGCUCCAUGGUGCAGAUGGAAGGGCCAGGUGACCCAGGUCGGUUAGCCUGCUAUGACCUAAGGCAUCAUCUUGAUCCAAAACGAAAAUCUUCUCACUGCCGCGUUACACACCGAAGGGUUUCCACAAAAUUACGGUUAAGCUGUCGUCAUUGAGGGUAGACAAACUACACUUAAAUGAGCAUGAAGUCAUUUGCUUUUUAGAGAAACGCGUCAAAUAAAAUCCUUCGCUACAGUACGUUGCAGACUUAAUGUGGGGUUUAACUACUGUGAGUCUAGAAUAUUGUUAACUAUUGUCAUUGCUGCAUUUUCUGCCAAUCACUUUUUUUAAUUAUUAUUCCUUCUAGUCAUUAUUGCAGUAUUUUUUACAUCUUUCUCGUUUUGGUACUGUACCUGAAGUCUAUUUAUUUACUUUCAUGUGUCAGGCUGCUGCUGUUGCUUCUGUUGUGCUGUCGCGCAUAACAGCCAAGUAACUGGGACUCUUUGUAAAGCCUACAGAUGGGUAAAACUUUGUUAUAAUCGUUGUAUUCCAAAUCUGAAUGUUGGGUUGGUGGAGGUCUCCUCUGGCCCCUGGUCGUACCUGUGUACCUACCUCUGUCGUUGACUGCAAGUCAAUGGACUCCUUUGUGUUUCUGCUUUCUGUCCUUUAAAAAAAGAAGGGAUUUCCAUAAUGUCCACCUGGCAGACAAGGACAAUAAAUAUUUGAGUAACUUGAAAAGUGAA
Messenger RNA from Scleropages formosus (Asian bonytongue), 3504 nucleotides. RefSeq names its product kelch-like family member 18 (gene klhl18). Gene Ontology annotation, molecular function: protein binding. The coding region runs from base 3 to 1727 and encodes 574 amino acids. NCBI's taxonomy places the organism in Eukaryota, Metazoa, Chordata, Actinopteri, Osteoglossiformes, Osteoglossidae. The transcript is spliced from 10 exons. The record is from RefSeq and is a predicted model, not a curated record.